Molecule: messenger RNA, 7208 nt
Organism: Loxodonta africana (African savanna elephant)
Lineage: Eukaryota; Metazoa; Chordata; Mammalia; Proboscidea; Elephantidae
Gene: KCNJ12
Product: potassium inwardly rectifying channel subfamily J member 12
Exons: 1
Coding region: 791-2224 (477 amino acids)
Biological process (GO): regulation of monoatomic ion transmembrane transport; potassium ion import across plasma membrane
Cellular component (GO): plasma membrane
Molecular function (GO): inward rectifier potassium channel activity
Source: RefSeq, a predicted model, not a curated record
CCAGGGCAGAUGGGAGUCAGAGGAUGGUUGGGACUGGUGCGAGGGUGUUCAGAGCCAUCCUGUCUCUUACUGCUUGGGGUCAGCUGAGGAGCCCUAUGUCCACAGGUGCUCACCAAGCCCUCCCUCAUGCAAGCCUGACACUCGGUGCUGGGAGUGACACAGCCACCACCGAUUCAGGUGUAGCCCUGCCCCAGGGAGCAGCAGCUGGGGGAGGGGGAGCAACGGGUGUGUCACAGCAGGGACAACCUUAGAGAGCUGGUGGAUUUGGAGCCAAGGCAUGAGAAGGAAGCAGCUGUGAGGGUGUCUGGGAGGAGUUUGGGGCAUGUGCAUGGUGUGUUUGAGUACUGGCACAGAGGCUCUGGGAGGGUACAGCCGACUGAGCAGGGGCAGGGGGAGAUAGAGGGGUCCUAGGCGUGCAGGCGUUGCAGACCACAGGAAGCACUGGCUUUGACCCUGAGGGUUGUGGGGGGUCUGAUUCCUGCUUUCACAGUCCCCUGUGGUGCCGUGGGGACUUGGGGGCCUGUGAGGGGCCACAGCAGUUAUCCAGCAGGUGGUGAUGGAGAUUCAAACCAGGUGGUAGCUGUGAGGUAGGAGAAGUGGUCAGAUCCUAAAUAUGUCCAAAGGCAGAGCCAACAGGGUUUCUUGCAGCGAUGUGGGUGCUAGAGCAAGUGGACAGCCAGGCUGCAGUUUGCAGCUGAGGGAGGCAGAGCAAGGCAUGGAUUUAGGGUGAGAGGGGAGGUCAGGGGCUCAGAUUGGAGACACUGGGGUGUCUGUGGGCCCUGGGGAGGGGAUGGUGUGGUGUGUUGCCCCCACCGACCCUGACCUGCUGUCUCUCAUCUCUGUUGCAGGCGUCCCUCCAGCCUUGUUGCCUAGAGCUGGCCCGGGGGUGUGCCAGGGCCCCCCCAGCCCGGGAAUGACUGCAGCCAGCCAGGCCAACCCCUAUAGCAUUGUGUCAUCUGAGGAGGACGGGUUGCACCUGGUCACCAUGUCGGGUGCCAACGGGUUUGGCAACGGGAAGGUGCACACACGUCGCCGGGGCCGUCCCCGCUUCGUCAAGAAGAGCGGUCAGUGCAACAUCGAGUUCGCUAACAUGGACGAGAAGUCACAGCGCUACCUGGCUGACAUGUUCACCACCUGCGUGGACAUCCGCUGGCGCUACAUGCUGCUCAUCUUCUCACUGGCCUUCCUCGCCUCCUGGCUGCUGUUUGGCAUCAUCUUCUGGGUAAUAGCCGUGGCACAUGGCGACCUGGAGCCAGCGGUGGCCGAGGGCCAUGGGCGCACCCCCUGCGUGCUGCAGGUGCACGGCUUUAUGGCAGCCUUCCUCUUCUCCAUUGAGACACAGACCACUAUCGGCUACGGGCUGCGCUGUGUGACGGAGGAAUGUCCCGUAGCCGUCUUCAUGGUGGUGGCACAGUCCAUCGUGGGCUGUGUCAUCGACUCCUUCAUGAUCGGCGCCAUCAUGGCCAAGAUGGCACGGCCCAAGAAGCGGGCACAGACGCUGUUGUUCAGCCGCCACGCCGUGGUGGCUCUGCGUGACGGCAAGCUCUGCCUCAUGUGGCGCGUGGGCAACCUACGCAAGAGCCACAUUGUGGAGGCCCACGUGCGGGCCCAGCUCAUCAAGCCACGGGUCACGGAGGAGGGUGAGUAUAUCCCGCUGGACCAGAUCGACAUUGAUGUGGGCUUCGACAAGGGCCUUGACCGCAUCUUCCUGGUCUCGCCUAUCACCAUCCUACACGAGAUCGACGAGGCCAGCCCGCUGUUUGGCCUCAGCCGGCAGGACCUAGAGACAGACGACUUUGAGAUCGUGGUCAUCCUGGAGGGCAUGGUGGAGGCCACGGCCAUGACCACUCAGGCCCGCAGCUCCUACCUGGCCAGUGAGAUCCUCUGGGGCCACCGCUUUGAGCCGGUGCUCUUUGAGGAGAAGAACCAGUACAAGAUCGACUAUGCGCACUUCCACAAGACCUACGAGGUGCCCUCCACACCCCGCUGCAGUGCCAAGGACCUGGUGGAGAAUAAGUUCUUGUUGCCCAGUGCUGGCUCCUUUUGCUAUGAGAACGAGCUGGCCUUCCUGAGCCGCGAUGAGGAGGAUGAGGAGGGUGGAGAUCAGGAUGCCUGCAGCCAGGAUGGCCUCAGUCCCCAGAACAGGCACGAGUUUGACAGGCUGCAGGCAGGUGGGGGCAGUGGCCUUGAGCAGCGGCCCUACAGACGGGAAUCAGAGAUCUGAGCUGACCCCAGCCAAGGUCCAGUGCCUGCCUGCCAGGGGGAGGCUCCAUGCCCCAUGAGGGUCCGGGUUUGCACAGAAGUGCCGGGCACCCGUGUUGCAGACUUAGUAGUGUUGUUAGUCGUUUUCCGUUUCUUUGCAGUCUCCUUGGAGGUUGGUGGGAGAGCGGGUGGCCCUGGCCUCAGAGGCUGGAGCUGUAGGAGUGGGUGGGCAGCCUUCUGUGGGGGGCAGGUCACAGGAGUGGGGCUGCCGCAGAAGGUGUGGCUGCAGCUGGGCCAGAAACAGUAAAAUGGGUGAAGCGGUGGCCCAGCCUCUGUGGGCAAAGCUGAGUGGCUGCAGGGCCCCUGGCUGGUUUUUAACUUGGAGAGAAACACCAGUUCCAACUUUCUCCAUCUUAGCUUGGGUAAGACAGUUUAAAAAAAAAAAUCAAAAUGUGAUUCAAAAAAAUUUUUUUUUUUAAUUUAUGGGGAAAGAAAGGAUACUUAGAAUUCCAUUGGUAGGCCAGGAUGCAAGCAGCUGGGCAGAGGCUCCAGAAGGUUCCUUGAGGCCGGACUGGCCCCCUUCCUGGGAAGGCCUGAACGUGUGUGGAAGGCAGCAGCCCCAAGGCGCAGUGAUCACAACACAGUUUCUGCCUUCUAAGACGAGUUAGAUUCCAUGGUGAUAGAGACACCAGGAUAGUGUCAACGAUCAUAAUAAAAGCUUUUUAGUGUCACUGGAGAGGAGGUGGGCUGGGGAACAUGAGUUUGAACUUCUUGAGUUUGACUCUGUACCUUAGAGAUGCUGUCGUGAGGGUUUGCUUCCUCAACACGAAUUCUCUGUCCAGUCUUGCUUCUCCCUUCUUUCCGCCCAGUGGCCUCCACCCCCUCCACAGUGAGGGCCAGGUGGGAAAAGUGGGGAUGAGUUGGCCUUUGGGAAUGCUGGUUCCCCAGACUAAGAAGGAAAGGGAUUCGUCUGACCCCCACUUGGCCCACAAAGUGAGUCGUGCCUUAGAGACACCAGCUUGUCCGGCUGAAGCUGUUUCUGUUUUUAUCUGCCUGUCCUGUCCUCCCUUGCUGCCUCAACGCCACCACUGAAGUCCCUGCCAGCCCCUCCAUCCCCCUCACCUGUGGGCUGGCACAGAUACACACAGGUGUACACAGGUAUACACAGGUUGUGGUUUGCUACUGUCUGGCAGAGAAAAGAUCUUAGAAAGGGCACAGAAUUGUUAGCACCUCCCUUCUGCCCCAAACUGAGAUACCUGGGGAGUGCCAAUCAAGGCUGCAUUGAGAAAUCAGCCAGGUAAUGAAGAAUUCCUCCUGAGGUGUCUCCUCCCAAGAAUCCUGGAGGGGAGGUGCUCUAACAGUGGGACCCUAGUCAGGAGGGCAUCUGCGCAGAUGGAGGCAAGCCCCCAGGCCCAGAGCUAUCCAGCGUGUCUCGCUCUUGGCAGAGGAGACGGGGCCUGUUAAGAAAAAAUCUGCUCCCCUUCAUGGUCAGGCCGGCAGGAAGUUGUGUUUACAGCCUGCCUGUCCCGGUCAUGUCAGCCUGUGCUCCAUAAUGACUUGGAACCAGGAACUCAGGGACUCUUGCCUGGCUGUAUUUUGCAAGUAGGGAGCAGACAGAGCAGAGGCGACUGUCUGAGGUUAUGUAGUGAGUAAGUGGGGGGUAGGCAGAAGCUGGGGUCUGGGUGGGGCUUCCUGCCUCUUUCCUCUUCUGUACCGAAACUAGAGCUGACCUGGCCCUGAGAGCCAGGGCCCUGGGGACUGGACUUGGGUUUUCAGUCACCUUCAGGUGCGCACGGGCAGGGCACCCCCCGAGUUUCCACACCCUGAGGUAGGCGCAGACACAGACCCCAUCCUAAUUUCUGGCCUGAAGGUCCAGCCAGAGGCAGGUGGAGGAAGCUCUUUCCUCUCUGGACCUGCUGGAGGAGGCUCAGUUCCUCCCCAAGUCUCUAUCCUGCCCUGGGUAACCUGGUGGUGGAGCUAGGAGAGGGGCACUUUGGUACCAUAGGCCUCGCUGUCACCCCCUACCCUUGCCUGAUUGUCAGGCUGAGGCCCAGGGGUGGGGCAGCGUGGCCCCACUCACACAGCACUGCCUGAGGAGCCUGUGCUCAGCUCUGCCCAGCUGUCCAAUACCCCUCCGGGGCCGGGUGCCCAGCCUCCCACUUGCCCCUAUGCAGGGCCAACUUCAGGCUGCCAGACCUCCUGUAGCCCACUCCCUGUCCAGCUGUAUGGCCUGGUGCACCCUCCUCUCAGGUCUGGACGCCCUUGUCUGGCACUCCCUGCCCCACGCAGGGGAGCAGCCAAAGGCAGACCGAGGCUGUGUUUCAAAACUCUCCUGCCUCUUUUCUCCUCCCCAUCUACGUAUGUAUGUAUUUAUUUGUUGUGUGUGCUAAAGACCAAAUAGUUUCCCUCUUUAGUCAUUUGGGAUGGGAGGGUGGACAGGAGGAGCCACAUAUGCAUGCAAGAGCCCCCAGGGAGGGUGUGUGCUUGUGCAAUCGUGUGCUGAGCACAGGUGGGUGGGGAGUGUUGGCAUGAAUGUGUGGUGUGUGUCUGUACGUGCGUGCGUACUUAGUUGAGAUCCGUGUACGUGCACACUUUGGUUCAUCUUGCACUCCCAGGCGCUGGAAUUUCUAGAAGAUUCUCGACAGCCUGAACCUGAAGGUGCAAAGGUUACAGAUGGCCCAGGGUGCGGCCUUUGGCGCCCUCUGCCCUGAGAGGGCCACUUACACAGAAAACGGUGCUGAGUAGGCUCUGUGUUGGGCAGGCAUGCGUGUGCAUGUGCUCGUGUGUGUGUGCAUGUGUGCAUGCGUGUGUUUAUAGGCGGGUAAACAUUUGAACCGCCCCACCCCCACCACAUAGACAACUGGUGCACACGCACGUGCAUGUGUACACAGCAAACGCCAACUCACAGAGACAGCAAACACAGAAUUGUCCCUCCUAGGGUAAAGCAUGUGCUGUCCGUGAGCGUCAUACAAAUGUGCACCACAAUGGUGUCCACCUGCGUGAGUCAGCUUGUCGUGUACGCACUCACAUGUGUGUUUAUGGGUGUGUGUGUGCCAGUUGUCUAUGUGGCAGGGGUGACGUGGUUCAAAUGCUUAUCUGCCUAUAAGGCUGGGUUAACCCCCAUCAGAAUGGACACUGGCUGGGGGCAUUGGUCUGGCUGGACAACGUGGUCCCGCAGACUCCACCUGACUGCACACAUAUGUGCAUGGGGGCAAUACAUGUGUAAGGUGAGGGCUGUGUACCCACACGUAAGGCAGUAUCUACCUGGAGGUUAGUGUUUGCACAUGGGCCAUGGGUAGGAGGGCACACGUGCUGGUGCACGUGAACAUGUGUAUAUGUGUGUGACAUUAGACAGUUGUUUCUGGGGACCCUACUGUGUGCCAGGCCUUGUGUCUCAGGCUAGAGGGUAACAAGAUGCAAGGGGCGCCUGUCUUUGGUGACAGGUGUGCCUGCGUGUCCAUGUGUGUGCACACCCAUGCACGCGCACAGGCUCCAAGAGUGUGGUGGCAUGUGGACACGUGCACACUGUGCUGCUUAGAGCUCAGCUGUUCCCUCCUGCCCUCUACUGGUGCUUUGCUGCCCAGUCCCUGCUCAACUGAGGGUCCAGAGGACAGGCAGGGCCUGAUGGGAGGAGCCACUGAUGGGAGGUCCUUGCACAGAUGUGUCUGACCUGUGUGAGGCCACAGAAUGUCAAAUCUAUUUUAGAUGAUGAAACUGGAGAAUUUUCAUUUUUAGUACAUAGCGGUAUCUAAAGACGUGGGCCCUGAGACUAGACCACAUUAAAUGCAUUUUGAUCUCUUUGAAUGCCACUGUGUCAGACAUGUGUUUGAAAGUCGUUCCCUGCCUAGUCCAUGGCGGGCUGGGUGUCCACAUGUGUCCUUGGUCCCUGUGUCCUGAGGUGAUGGGGUCUCUGGGGGGCAGGGAUGGGAGGCUAGAGGUAGAACAUGGCAGCAGCUACAGCCUCCUUGUAGAACCCCCGGUGUGACCUUCCAGCCAUUCAUUUCUACCAUGGGCACGUGCUCCCACACAUACCUCUGAGUGUGCGUGAGAGGAAGCCUGUGAUGGGGCGAAAACAACCCAGGACCCCAGUACUGGGGCUCCACUUCCUGGUCCAUCUUACCCGUUGUGUGAUGCUGGACAGCUACCUUGCCCCUCUAGGCCUGCGCUUCCCACCUCUCCUCCCUUCUACACAUACUUGAUGGGCACUCACUGCAAGCCAAUCACCAUGCUGAGUGCAAGAGACUCAGCUGUGGACAGUGGGCACUAUUGCCAGGUGGAGCUGGGGAGGCUGAGACAGCCCUUGCAUGUGGCAGGAGAGGCUACUGGCAGAGGCAGGAGGGGCAGCAGAGAAAGGUGACCAGGGAGGAAUUUGGGGGCGGUGUUCACUCUGCUGAGGCGGAGUGCAAUGAGGAGGUGGGAUUAGGAGAAGACACUUGCGGCCAGCAGAGGGAACAGCAUUUGCAGAGGCCCAGAGGAAGAGGCAAAUAGCUCACUGUUAGUCUCUGGGAUCCCAGUGGCUUUGUGGCAGAGAGCCUAGGGCAACAUAAGACCCUGGCAGAUGAAGCACUGAAUAAUUUUUUUAAAAAGUCUUGUUAUGGUAAAAUACAUAUAAAAAUCAUUGUUUUACCCAUUUUUGUGUGUACAGUUCAGUGGCAUUAAUUGCAUUCACCGUGUGCAACCAUCACCACUAUCCAUUUCCAAAACUUUUCCAUUCCCCCCCAAACAGAAACUCUGUACCCCUUAAGCAAUAACUCCCCAUUCCUUUUCCCCAGCCCCUGGUAACCACUGCUCUGCUUUUGUCUCUACGCUUUUGCCUCUGAAUAACUAAAUAAAUCCUGAGAGGCUCCAGGCAGGCACUGCCGCCUUCUCAGCUAUUCAUUAGGCAAUGAACAGAGAGCCAAGACUUCAGAAAAUUUUGUGGGCUAAAGACCCUAGAGGAAGAGAAUUCUUUCCUUUGCCUGAAGCACCUCAGUGCGUGGAGAGUUCACUUCUCUGCUAUGUGAGAG